GGACACUCGUUUAUCGUCCACACCCAGCGCAUCAGGGCCUCACACAACAUGCCGAAUGAUCCUACAUCUCAGGCAAACUUUCUCGAGAUCGCCUCUGAGCACAUCGACUUUGUCUGGCAUCUGGACUUCGAGGCCAAGGCCGUCGCUGGCGCAGCAACACAUACGCUCCUGGUUAAGCAGGACGGCGUUCGCCAUGUUGUAUUUGAUACUGCCGCUCUGGACAUCUCAAAGGUUGAGAUCGAUGGGCAUACCGCAGAUUACAGACUGGCAGAUAGCCACCCGGUGAUGGGCUCCGCGCUGCAUGUCGCGCUGCCCAGGGUUCCUCCGAUAGGCCUCCGUUUCAAAGUGACUGUGCAUUAUAGGACGACAGAAGACUGCAAAGCGUUGCAAUGGCUUGCAAAAGAACAGACUCAGGGUCAGAAGCACCCGUACUUGUUCAGCCAGUGCCAGCCGAUAUACGCGCGCAGCUUGGCACCGAUGCAAGACACUCCAUCCAUCAAGACUACCUACACCGCAGCGAUCACCUCUGUUCUCCCGGCCCUAAUGUCCGCCAUCCGAGUGUCCCCGCCCCAGGACGGCCCCGCACACGGCGGCAAGGUUAUCGGAAAAGACACAGUUGUGUACAGGUACAACCAGCCCAUCCCGAUCCCCUCGUACCUCAUCGCCAUCGCUGCAGGCAACAUCGUGUACAAGCCUUUCCCAGCCAUGCCGGACAAGAACUGGACGAGCGGCGUUUGGACCGAACCAGAGCUCAUCGACGCGGCCUACUGGGAAUUCAAGGAGGACACGGGCCGGUUCCUCGCUACCGAAGAAACCAUCGUUCCGCCGUACCGCUUUGGUGUGUACGACAUGCUCGUGCUCCCGCCAAGCUUUCCAUUCGGCGGUAUGGAAAAUGCGUGUUUGACAUUCCUAACCCCCACGCUGCUCGCUGGCGACCGUUCCCUGGUCGAUGUUGUAGUCCACGAACUCACGCACUCAUGGUUUGGCAACGGCGUAACGAACGCCAACGCGACACAUUUUUGGCUGAACGAAGGGUUCACGACGUACAUGGAGCGCGUCCUGCAAGAGAAGCUGCAUUCUCCUGCCGCGCGAGGCUUCCAAUACGUGAUCGGCUCCAAGAGCCUGCGCGACGCACUCAAGAGUUAUGAGAGCGCGCCGAAGUACCAGCGGCUUGUCAUCCCGUUCGAGAAGGGAGAAGACCCGGACGAUGCGUACAGCGAUGUGCCAUACGAGAAGGGUGCGAAUUUUUUGCUGCACCUUGAAAGGACGCUUGGCGGCCUGGAUGUGUUCUUGCCGUACAUCUACGAUUACGUGAGCACUUUCACAGGCAAGAGCAUCACUACCGAUGUCUGGAAGCAGCAUCUAUACGCGUAUUUUCAAGUGCACGGAGGAGAGGAAAAGGUCGCAGCGUUAGAUGGCAUACAGUGGGAUGCCUGGCUGCACGGCGAGGGUAUUGAGCUCCCAGUGAAGAUGGAAUACGAUACUACCCUGGCACAGCAAGCAUACGACUUGGCCGAAAAAUGGGAUAAGUCGAGGUCGGUCUCGGAUCCCAUCCAGACCUUCAAAGAGUCGGACAUCGCAUGCUUCAACUCUAACCAGAAAGUCGUCUUCCUCCAGACCCUGCAAUCCUACACUCCGCUGCCGGCCGCACACGUCGACGUGCUUGCCGAUGUAUACCACUUCUCGUCUGCGACUAACGCCGAGAUUCGGUUACGGUUCUACGAAGUCGCGCUGCAGGGCCCCACCUCGGCAGCGGCACGCAAGUACACGCCCGAUGCACUGCGGUGGGUCGUCGGCGACGAUGGCUCAGGUGUCGUCAAGGGCCGCAUGAAGUUCUGCCGACCAGUGUUCCUCGCGGCGAGCAAAGUCGACAAGAAGCUCGCGCGGGAGACGUUCAGGGCGCACCAGAUGGCGUUCCACCCGAUUGCGGCAAAGAUGAUCGAGAAGGAUCUCCAGCUGUAAGAUGAAAACAGGCACGACGGAAAUCAUGCGACAGUUAAUGUGCGUCACGAGGGCAGAUCCGUGUGCUAGUAGUGUACAACGGAAGAUAUCUUUGCUGUUGCCUAAAGCCGUGUACCCACGCCGCACGCUUCUUCGUCCC
This is a messenger RNA of Phanerochaete carnosa HHB-10118-sp, 2101 nucleotides long. RefSeq lists its product as uncharacterized. Gene Ontology annotation, molecular function: aminopeptidase activity; metallopeptidase activity; epoxide hydrolase activity. The transcript is spliced from 16 exons. The coding region runs from base 49 to 1962 and encodes 637 amino acids. The record is from RefSeq and is a predicted model, not a curated record. NCBI's taxonomy places the organism in Eukaryota, Fungi, Basidiomycota, Agaricomycetes, Polyporales, Phanerochaetaceae. Gene Ontology annotation, cellular component: cytosol. Gene Ontology annotation, biological process: proteolysis.